This is a messenger RNA of Benincasa hispida (wax gourd), 2244 nucleotides long. Its product is annotated as putative WRKY transcription factor 31. Gene Ontology annotation, biological process: regulation of DNA-templated transcription. The record is from RefSeq and is a predicted model, not a curated record. Gene Ontology annotation, molecular function: sequence-specific DNA binding; DNA-binding transcription factor activity. NCBI's taxonomy places the organism in Eukaryota, Viridiplantae, Streptophyta, Magnoliopsida, Cucurbitales, Cucurbitaceae.
CCGGUAAAAGACUUCACAGACUCUUACAUCUCCCCCUCUCUCCUAAUUUCCUUUCCUUUCUUUUCUCCUUCUCUUUCAAUUCACUUAUCUUCUUUUACUUCUUUUCUCCUUUUUGAUUUAUGGACAAAGGAUGGGGUCUUACCCUUCGUGAUUCUGAUCAGUCAAUUGGAUUCUUCUCAAACAAACCAACACUGCCACCACCGCCAACCACUGUCAAUUCCUUUCAAAGAAUGUUUCAAGGUUUAGAAUUCCCCGGAAAACUUGGCCGGACUGACGACACCGACUCUACUCCGCCUCUCCCCGACGAAAAUCGGUUGGUCGUGAACGAGGUCGACUUUUUCUCCGCUAAGAAAAGACUGGUCGAUGAUCUGGAGGCCGAUCAAGACUCCAAACCUUCCACUACUGCCAUCAUUAAAGACGAUAAAGCUUUGACCGCUCCCAGAACUUCCUUCAAUCUCGUUAAUACUGGGUUGCAUCUGUUAACUGCUAACACCGGAAGCGAUCAAUCAACGGUGGAUGAUGGAAUUUCUUCAGAUGGUGAAGAUAAACGAGCCAAAAACGAGCUAGCGCAGCUGCAAGUGGAGCUUCACCGUAUGAACGCUGAGAAUCACAAGCUUAGAGACAUGCUAAGCCACGUGAGCAACAAUUAUAGUUCUUUACAAAUGCAUCUGUUGACAUUAAUGCAACAGCAACAACAAAAUCAGGCCUCCGAACCAGCUCAUGAACGAGAGAUUGGGGAGAAGAAAUCAACGGAAAUAAAACAUGAAGUUGGAAGGGUAAUGGUACCAAGACAAUUUAUGGAUCUAGGACCAAGUGGGAACACGAACAACAACAACAUAGGUGAAAGCGAUGAAUUAUUAUGUAAUUCCUCAUCCGAUGAAAGAACCCGUUCUGGGUCUCCAUUGAACAUCAACAACAAUAACACCGAAACCGCCCCCAGAAAAAGAGAUCACGCGGAAAUCAUGGCUCCUAAUUCCGAUCACGAAAAUUCCAAAAGAUCCAACCCUAGAGAAGAUAGCCCCGAAUCAGAAUCUCAAGGUUGGGGUCCGAACCAUAAGCCCUCCCGGUUCAACUCUUCUAAACCACUCGACCAAUCAACCGAAGCCACCAUGCGUAAAGCCCGUGUCUCCGUCCGUGCUCGAUCCGAAGCUCCCAUGAUUUCUGAUGGGUGUCAAUGGCGAAAAUAUGGCCAAAAAAUGGCUAAAGGAAACCCAUGUCCACGAGCCUAUUAUCGCUGCACAAUGGCUGUGGGUUGCCCAGUUCGCAAACAAGUGCAACGUUGUGCUGAAGAUAGGACUAUAUUGAUAACAACUUACGAAGGCAACCACAACCAUCCACUUCCGCCUGCGGCGAUGGCGAUGGCGUCAACCACGACGGCGGCGGCUACCAUGUUGUUAUCAGGGUCUAUGUCAAGUGCGGACCAUAAUUUAAUGAACCCAAAUUUAUUAGCUCGAGCCAUACUUCCAUGUUCUUCAAGCAUGGCUACAAUUUCAGCUUCGGCUCCAUUUCCAACCAUUACGUUAGACCUCACUCACACUCCAAACCCACUACAGUUUCAAAGACCCGCCACGGCGCCUUUCCACGUGCCUUUCCCCGGCGGACAACCACCAUCCGCCGCCGUUGCCGCCCAAUUGCCUCAAGUUUUGGGACAAGCGUUGUAUAACAAUCAAUCAAAAUUCUCGGGGCUACAGCUUUCUCAUGAGAUGGGAGCUAAUUCAUCUCAUUUGGGUCAUCCUCAAAUUACACAACCGGCGACUCCGGUUCAGCCUGGUGGUGCUUCUUUUGCCGAUACGUUGAGUGCCGCCACCGCCGCUAUCACAGCCGAUCCCAAUUUCACUGCCGCUCUCGCCGCCGCUAUCUCCUCCAUCAUCGGUGGAGCUCAUACGAAUAAUAAUAGCAACACCAAUACCACAAAUAAUACUACAACGACAAACAACAACAACGGAAGCAACAACAACAGCAAAAAUAGCAAUUUCCCUGGAAAUUAAAUUAUUAAUUAGACCCAUCAGAAUUACGUUGGUUAAUUUUUUUUUUGUUCGUCCUCGAUUCCUAGUGGGAGUCGGUUUUUGUUUUUUUGUUUUUUUUUCCUACUAUUUUUCGUCAUAUCCAUCAUGGGGACGGAUAACAUGUCCAUACUUUUUUUUGUUGUUAAUUUGGGGGGAAAAACAUAGAACACGGCUUCAUUAUUCUUUCCAAUUGUUUAAAUUUGAAUAAUAUUAAUAAUAUAUAUCAAUAUAUGUGAAA